GAGUUCAGGGUAGCAGAGGUGGACAAAGUGGUCACAGUGAGGCUGAUAAAGGAUGUGAAAGUUGGGUGAUGAAGGACCUUGAAUAUGCAAAGGAGAGUGGACUCUGACAUUGUCCGUGGGCCUUUAUGAUGUGUGGGAAAGCAAAAUGCCAUUUAGUGAGCUGACACCCAUCCUUCCUAUAAGUGUGGCUGAGCUAGAACAGAGAUCCAUGGAGAGCUCAGUCACCACAGAUGUGUUCAACCUGUCACUUACACAGGAGGAACCUGAGGCCAGAGAGCAAGUCAGGCAACAAAGAAUUUGACAAAGCAACACAGGACUAGGGAUAGAUCAUCUAAGUCCAGUGCCUUAAGCUUCCUCCACAUCAAGUCCCUCUCGUAUAAAUCCAGGCUUCUUCAUCUAAGCUCUGCCUUCUAUGUGCUGGAUUCAAACACAAGUACGAUUCUCGCAUGCUUCACUGAGAAGCUAGGUCGUUCCCACCUUCUCAACUUCAGAACCAUCAGCACUGCCUGCUGGGAGCUGGGACCUCAGUAGGAGCAAAGAUGGAGAUUUUCCAAAGAGGAAAUGAACCAACUACCAUGCGUUGGAUAUCAGAGUGAAAAUCAAAACGUUAAACAGAUUGAAAGGACCUCUCCUUCCCUUGAACUUAGAAGCUAGGGUGUUUUACAACUGGAAUGCAUCACAGUGGAGCAGCUCUGGACUUUUAUUACCUUAGCUUCAGCCAACACCCAGCCCUUCCUUCCCCAGGGCCUAGCAGGAAGCACAGGCACCUAAACAGGUGUGUGUGUGUGUGUGUGUGUGUGUGUGUGUGUGUGUGUGUGUGUGUGUGUUGUAUUUUCAAAUUACAGAUGCUUGGGGAAAGCGCGCCCAGAGCAACAGAGCAGGGGCCUGGGUCUCCUCCCACAUUAGGGCCCGCAAACCGGGGCUGGAAGACCGAGCUUCAUUUCCAGCUUCCCCAGGCUCCGUUCCAGCAGUGCUCGGGCCUCUCCAGAACCUCUGCGUUUGCCUUCCCUCCUCCCUUAGCAACCGCAAGGCUGUGGAUACCGCCAGCGGGUGGGGGCCCCCGGAGGCUACGGGGUAGUUCGGGGGCGGUGGCGGCCCAGCUCAGGUGCCCCGCGCACCGGCGACCGCAGUGCGGAGCCACCCCGCGAGCGCGAGUGUUGCUGCGCCAGCGCGCACCGGGGGCCGCGCACCCUACCUCCGCACCUGCCGCGGGGUCCAAAAGGGAUCCUGCAAAAAUGAGCCAUUCUCAACCCGCUGGAUUACUUGCAGCAUAUAAUAGUCUUACUGAUAAACACCUGACUGGAUAUUUUAACAACACAAGGAUAAGACGGCAUCUUUUAAGAUCAGGGCUGAUCACAAGAAGUGGGAGAAUACUUUCCGAAAAAGAAUACAAACUAAAUAUCAUGAAGAGGGAUCACCAAAAAUAUAUCCGGGAGUGCCUAGCUCAGGCUAUUUUCCAUAAGGUUCUUGAUAUGGAGCGUUAUCAUCAGCUUGAAAUAAAGAAAAAACUGGAGAGCUUGGCUAGGAAGGAGCGAAUUCAGAGAUUUAAGGGAGAAUCCACAAGAUGGUUUAUAGAAAAUAACAUGCCAAUCCUAUCUCCUCACCCCCCAGUUGGCCCAAAGACUAACCGUGGCCAUAGUGUUCUGGUUGAUGAAGGACAUUCCAGUCCAAUAACACUGACAGCCCCUCGACCAUACACUGCCCCAGGAAAUAUGCAGCCUCCAAUUCGAUUAAAGCCUCUUCCCAGUAAUCCUGCAGUAGGAACCGUUCCAAAGAUAACUUCGGGGUCCAGAUUGAAAACCUCAUUGCUGGAAAAUGAAGCUCCAUUUCCCAUUGGGGGCAAGAAAGCAGUGAUGAAGUUCAAGAACUCCAUGGACAAUUCACAGGAAGUGAAUCGCUAUCAACUUCCAAACAUUAACAAUUACAUGAUGCCUAUUCCUCCUUCACCUCCUCCCCACAAAGGAAAAAUCACAAGGGAAAAUAGACUUGAAUCAUGGAGAAGGAGAAGAUUUCGUCCAACCACUGCUCCCAAUGGCUUAGAGCCUCUCUUUACCAGGGAUUCAAGAAAGGUUCACAGAACACCACUGCAUAGUAAUGCAGCUAUUACAAUGAUCUAUUUGGGGAAAAACGUGCACCUAUCUCAUGAUCACCCAGACUUCCGGGAUGAAAUAAAAGUUUAUCAACAACACUGUGGUGGGGAAAACCUUUGUGUUUACAAAGGCAAACUACUUGAAAAAGAGACCUUUCAGUUUAUUUCCAAAAGGCACCAUGGUUUCCCCUUCAGUCUCACCUUUUUCCUGAAUGGGAUGCAAGUGAACAGGUUGAGCUCCUGCUGUGAAUAUAAGCAUCGGAAAGGUUCCAGACUUGGAGGCAAACGAGGCUACUUUGGGUUUGUGUGCGUGGAGAGAUCAUCUCCUUGCUACAAGUGCAUUAUUGCAAUGGGCCUUGACAAAAAUCCAACUUCACCAAAACCUAGGAAAGAAAAGAAUAUUGAGAAAAGAGAAGAACUAAAGAAAGGUGAGGGGAAACUGAGGAAGGAUAGAGGGUACAUGAUACCAAGAAGGUAUGAGAUGGCGGGGAGCAAAACUUCCCCUUCAGUCAUUUUUUCAGCUCAAGAAAAAACAAGGAAUGGAGAAGUGAGAACAGCUGUGGAAGAAAUGGAACAUAAAGGAAAUCCAGGACAAGAUGUUUGUGAAGAUGACCAGGAAAAUAUAUUUAAAUACGAAUAUGAAGAAGAUUUUGAAGCAGAUGAGGAGAAACAAGAUGAGAAAGCUAAUGAAGAAGGACAGGCUGAUGAUCAAAUGAAUGGGAUGUCAAAGUCACCCUCAGAUGAUGAAAAAGAUCAUUUAGACCCUGCAAAGGAGAGUGAAACCUCGUGGCAGAAGGCGGCAGAUGCUGAUGACAAUGUGAAACAUGAAGGUGACGGAUGCUCUGACAGUGAGCUGGAGGAGGAGAAACAAGAUAUAAAAACUGCUUCAUCGUCCUCAUCCAGAAGUCACCCAUGCUCUAGUUGCAGUGAAGAUGAAUCCACACUGGGGGAUAGGGAAUCCCACACUGAGAACAGUCCAAACAAAAGUUCCAGAAGUUCAUCUUUUCAGGAGUCGAGUGAAAAUGAUGAGGCAGGAAAAUCCUGCCUUCCAAUUGAGGAUUCCCAAGAAGUUGAAAUUGAAGACCAAGAAAUAAUGACAGCAGAUGUAGAGACCAAGCCUUUGCCAAUAGAGGAAUGCUUGAAGAAUGUUCUUGAAGAAGAAAUGGAGAAAGGAACCCAAGUGAUUGCAGAGGGCAUAUCUGAGAAGUCCAGGAAACAUGUUUCCAAGGAAGAAAAAGAAAAGGAUAAAAGUAAGCUUUGGGAAGGAAGCACUGCUAAGGUGAAGGACAAAAAAGCAGGUCCCUAUAGGGUGGAGAAAGGUGUUGGGCAGAUUGUAGCAGAAGCUGUGGAACCUGGCUGCCACUGUCACUCUGACACUGAGCCUGGUGUUAGCAGCACAGACGAGGAGGAGAAGCACUGGAGGAAGCCAGAGAUUGACACAGGUGCAGCACUGAAUAGGAAUUUUGUGUUGGAGGAAAGGGUACCACUCAACUCAAACAAGGAAUCCAAUCAAGUUGUUUCGGAAGUGGACACACUGGAGAAGAAAGAGGCAGUGGAGGAAGCUGAACUUGCCCAGCACAGGGAUGUGGACACAAUAGAAGGGAAAGGGGAUGCAGCAUGGUGGGGAACAGCUGGGGUUAAUGAGGUUCCCUUGGGGGAGUGGAAGCCAACAGCAGAGCAGCCAGUAUUAGUAGAAGAGUUUACAGAGGAAAGAGGGAUCCCUCAGGGCGUAACUCGUGGGGCUGAGGCAGAAGCAGAAGGGGAUAAGAGGCUGGGUAAAGAGGAGGUAAGCCCCAGGGGGAAAGAAGCAGCCAGAGCCUCUGGAGGUCUGCAUGAAGGUCAGGAUGAGGCUCCUGAAGGGGGGACCUUGCUGCCUACAGUGCUAGAGACAGAGAAAGUGGCUGCCAAAGAGGAGCAGGGCUCGGAGAAGACAGUGUUUGCAAGCCAGGCAGCGGCUGUGAACUUAGAGUGUGUGCAGGAGGCAGCAGCCCCGAGGGAGGCAGUGACAGUGGAAAUGAGAGAGGCUGAGAGAGGGGAGGCCGUGAGUGAGGCAGGGCCUGAAAAGCCUGAUGUGAUGAACAGUGAAGAGGAAGCAUCUACAGAGGUAGAGGACCUGGGAGCCAUGGAAGAUGCUGCAUCUGAGAGAGAGGAUGGUUCAGAAGAGGCAGUGCUUGGGGGAGAAGAACCAGCCAAAGAAAGGAAGGUAGUUAUGGGAAGGCAGACACCCUUGAGCUCCUCAACUUCUGAGAAGGCUGAGGCUCCCCGGAUGGGAGUUUUGGAGGACAGCCUGGAAGAGCUUUGUCAGGAAGAUGCUGAAAGGGAGGAGGUUGAGACUGAGCCAGAAUCUAAUAAAGAAGAUGACAGGAAAGAAAUGUUACCCAAGGAAUUAGGUGUAGCGAGAGAGAAGAGGAAAAUUGAGAGGCCAGAGGAACCUCUGGAGGAAACUGAAUCUGAGAGCGGAGAGGUGAGGAGGGCAAAUGCACAUCAGGGUGAAGACAUUUUAGAAGAAGAGCAAAACUUUAAAGGGGAAGAGCAGGGAACCGCGAAGGAAGUGACACCUGAGGAAGAGACACAAGUCCCCCCAGCUGAAAUGGAGUGUGAUGCUGAGGGUGAGGCACCCAUGGGGGCAUCUGAAUCACUUGGAGACACAGGGCCGCAAGGAGGAGAUUCACUGAGAGAGACAGAGGUGACCAUGUUUGAAGCGGCACCCGCAGACGAAAAGUCACUGGAAGACACAACAGCUCUGAGGAGAGAGGAAGGAGGGGAAAGACUGAGGGAAGCCCAGGACCCAGAGCCCAAAGACAGAGCAGAGCUGCUCCCCCAGGAGGACGGGGCUCCCUCAGGGCAGAACCAGGGGCCAGGCCCUGAAGGGGAGGGGGUGUUAGGAGCUCCUGAAACUGAGCUAGCGGGAAAGGGGCAGGUGCCCCAGGUGAUGACCACAGCUACAGGUGAGGCCCAGGAGUGUGCAGCCAAAGAUCAAGAUAGCCUGGCAGGAUUGGAAGGCGGGGAUAAGGAAGGGCCCGUGCAGGGGCAGCAAGGAGCCGGGGUCACAGUGAUGACCCAAGGUGUUUCUGAGGAAGACUGCAUGAAGGCAGAAAAGCUGAGUGAAGGAGCUAUGGGUGGGGACGCAGAAGAGGAGGCUAAUGAAGAGUGCCCCCUGGGGACAGGAGUGUUGGCCAAUGGGGACACAGACGGGGCUGGGAGUUUGCAAGGGGGAGUGGCGGUGGCUGAUGAAGAUCUCCACCCAAGGGAAGCGGCAGGAACGGCCACCGAGGAGAAGAGGGAGGUGUUGGCAGAUGUGAAGACGGCUGAGGGGAAAACAGAGGCAAAUAAAGCCUCCUCCUUGUCAGAUGAUGCUGGCAAGGGGCCUUGGCACGAAGUGGAUGACUUACCGGGGAAAAUGGCAGCUGCAGAGAAGGUGGAAGUGGUAGAGGAAACAGCGCUGGGCACGGGGGAGGUGGCGGCCGUGGAGAUGGUGACAGGGACCUGGGUGGGGGCUCCACGAGACCCUUCGGAUCCCGGAGGGAAGGCCCCACAGCUAGGGCAGGAUCCAGAGGGCGGGGGACUUGAUUCCACGCAGGGAGCGGAGUCGGUGGGAGCCGAGGCAGGCCUGGAGGGCUGUGCCAGGGAGAAGGAGUUGGGUGCAGCUAAAGAAUUCAGCCUGAGAAUGUCCCCAGGGAGGGAGUCAGAGCCUGGGAGAGAGAGUCUACAGGGGGUGGAAACACUCCCUGCAAAGCCUGAUUGCCCUGAAACCCAAGAGAAGCGCGUUUACAGUGCAGAGAGAGAAAGAGAAAGUGAGAACGCAGAUGUCUCCCUGAGCAACAUGAAGGCCUAA
Panthera uncia (snow leopard) is the source of this 5924-nucleotide messenger RNA. RefSeq names its product glutamate rich 3 (gene ERICH3). Lineage: Eukaryota; Metazoa; Chordata; Mammalia; Carnivora; Felidae. The record is from RefSeq and is a predicted model, not a curated record.